AUGUUGCCACUGAACUUGGCACCCGAUCAAUGCAGCAGUGUAGUUCGCAUUCGUCCAUCGGCAGAGCAUCGUCUGCAAAGUGCCCCCAAAAAUAUCAAAGAAGCAGCUGGUGCCCACGAAAACGUUCGGUUAAUUUGCAUUCGAAGCGCAUCGAGCUUAUCCCCGGGAGAAGCAGCAGCAGCCAUGCGAGUGCAGCUUUUCGGUGUCAUCGCCGUGGCCAUCGUGGCCGUUUCAGUGGUCCGCGAUGUUGGAGCUGAGCCGCCGGUGAACAACGCCUACUUGCCGCCCAGUUCGCCCCAGCGCCCCUCCUCCAAGUAUGGUGCCCCGCCCGCCAGCUCCUACCUGCCACCCGCCUCCGGACCAGCGCCAUCGUUCAACUCCGGUCCGUCCAGCAGCUAUGCGGCUCCAUCGCUGAGCGCCUCCUCGGGUGGCCCAUAUCCAGCACCAGCUCCUCGCCCCUCCAGCUCCUACGGACCGCCUGCCUCCCGUCCCUCGUCCAGCUAUGGUCCUCCGCCCAGUCGGCCGAGCCAGUCGUACGGACCACCGCCGCAGGCCAAGAAACCUCACCACCGUCGCCCGUCCUCCAGCUAUGGAGCUCCCAGGCCCGCUCCGCCCUCGCAGAGCUAUGGUGCCCCACCCUCUUCUAGCUACGGACCCCCCAAGUCGGCGCCUCCUUCCCAAAGUUACGGUGCCCCAGCUCCACCUUCCAGCAAAUACGGACCACCCAAGUCGGCACCUUCCUCAAGCUACGGAGCUCCGAGACCAGCUCCUCCAUCAUCGUCUUAUGGAGCACCUGCACCCCCAUCAUCGUCUUAUGGAGCUCCUGCCGCGCCUUCCUCAUCUUACGGAGCCCCAGCACCGCCAUCCAAGUCUUACGGAGCUCCAGCUCCUCCAUCUUCCUCCUAUGGAGCACCAGCUCCUCCCUCUUCCUCCUAUGGAGCUCCUGCUCCUCCAUCUUCAUCUUAUGGAGCACCAGCUCCUCCUUCUUCAUCUUAUGGAGCACCUGCACCUCCCUCUUCAUCCUAUGGAGCACCAGCUCCUCCUUCUUCAUCUUAUGGAGCACCAGCACCACCAUCCAAAUCUUAUGGAGCUCCUGCUCCUCCCUCUUCAUCCUAUGGAGCACCAGCGCCGCCAUCGAAAUCCUAUGGAGCUCCAGCACCACCAUCUUCUUAUGGAGCACCUGCACCUCCAUCCUCCUCCUAUGGAGCACCUGCACCUGCGCCCUCCUCCUCCUACGGACCACCCAAAUCUGCGCCCGCACCACCCUCCUCCAGCUAUGGAGCACCACCUCAGGCUCCCACCAGCAACUACCUGCCACCCGCAUCGCGUCCAUCGAAGCCCUCGCCCAAUUAUGGAGCACCCAGUGUGAGCAGCUUUGUGCCCUCGGCCUCAGCUCCAUCGACCAACUACGGAGCUCCAUCGAAGACCCAGAGCCUGGGCAGCAGUGGCUACACAUCCGGACCUUCUUCGUCUUAUGAUGCCCCCGUGGCACCGCCAUCGUCCUCCUACGGAGCUCCCUCCUCCUCGUUCCAGCCCAUCUCACCGCCCUCCUCGAGCUACGGAGCUCCCAGCAGCGGAUCGGGUUCAAGCAGCGGAAGCUUCUCAUCCUCUUCUAGUGGUGGAUCCUUCCACUCGGCUCCAUCUAGCUCCUACUCGGCUCCCAGUCCGAGUGCCAACAGCGGUGGAUCGUAUCCCUCGGCACCCUCGUCAUCCUACUCUGCCCCCAGCUCGAGCUCAAACAGUGGUGGACCCUAUGCCGCUGCUCCCUCUUCCUCCUACUCGUCACCUAGCUCUGGAUCGAAUAGUGGUGGACCCUACCCAGCUGCUCCAUCGUCCUCUUACUCAGCUCCCAGUGCCUCUGCCAAUAGUGGAGGAUCCUAUCCCUCGGCUCCUUCCUCAUCUUACUCGGCACCCAGCUCGGGAUCGAACAGUGGAGGACCCUAUCCUGCAUCGCCUUCAUCCUCCUACUCGGCACCAAGUCAAGGAGCCAACAGCGGAGGACCUUACCCAUCGGCUCCCUCAUCCUCGUACUCUGCACCCAGCAGCAGUUCCAACUCCGGUGGACCCUAUCCAGCUGCUCCUUCAUCAUCGUACUCGGCUCCAUCUUCCAGUUCGAACAGUGGAGGACCUUACCCAUCGGCUCCUUCCUCGUCUUACUCCGCACCCAGCCCAAAUUCCAAUAGUGGAGGACCCUACCCGGCUACACCAUCUUCAUCGUACGGAGCACCUGCCUCUCCACCUUCUUCAUCAUACGGAGCACCUGCCUCAGGACCUUCCGCCUCGUUCAGCGCUCCCUCCUCCUCGUACGGAGCUCCCUCCACCGGAUCGGGUGCUAGCUCAUUCUCGUCCAGCCAUCAGUCAUCUUCGGGCUCCUCAUCCUUCAGUGCCUCCUCCUCGGGCUCCAGCUAUCCCUCGGCUCCGUCCAGCUCCUAUGGAGCUCCAUCGGCUGGCUCCUCUCUGAACUUCCCCAGCGGUCCCUCGUCCAGCUACAGUGCUCCCCCAGCCGGCGGAUCCUCCAGCUCGGGACCUUACCCCAGUGCUCCGUCGCAGGACUCUGGCUACGAGUACAAUGCACCCAGCCAGGUGCCCGAGACUAUUCAGCAGGGUUACAGUGCCGACGGUGGCUACACUUACCGCAAGAAGUAAACAGCCACUGCAUUGCGCAUACGCCACGUGCCUUCGAAUACUCAACAAAACA
Drosophila takahashii is the source of this 2698-nucleotide messenger RNA. It is a transcript of the gene Muc91C, whose product is annotated as Mucin 91C. Gene Ontology annotation, cellular component: RNA polymerase II transcription regulator complex. The record is from RefSeq and is a predicted model, not a curated record. NCBI's taxonomy places the organism in Eukaryota, Metazoa, Arthropoda, Insecta, Diptera, Drosophilidae. Gene Ontology annotation, molecular function: transcription coactivator activity. Gene Ontology annotation, biological process: positive regulation of transcription by RNA polymerase II.